Cryptotermes secundus is the source of this 1983-nucleotide messenger RNA. RefSeq names its product V-type proton ATPase subunit E (gene Vha26). The coding region runs from base 131 to 811 and encodes 226 amino acids. The transcript is spliced from 4 exons. The record is from RefSeq and is a predicted model, not a curated record. Gene Ontology annotation, biological process: proton transmembrane transport. Gene Ontology annotation, cellular component: proton-transporting two-sector ATPase complex, catalytic domain. Gene Ontology annotation, molecular function: proton-transporting ATPase activity, rotational mechanism. Lineage: Eukaryota; Metazoa; Arthropoda; Insecta; Blattodea; Kalotermitidae.
UGUCCCAUGAUCAUAUGAUCAUUUAAUGUUUAAUAUUUGAGAAGAACCCCGUAGUAGUAUUUCGUAAAUAUAUUCGGUAAAGUUGGCUUGUUUUGUAGCUUUUUAGCUCUUAAUUUGUUGAAAUAUUACAAUGGCACUCAGCGAUGCUGAUGUUCAAAAGCAGAUUAAGCAUAUGAUGGCUUUCAUUGAACAAGAAGCCAAUGAAAAAGCCGAAGAAAUCGACGCGAAAGCAGAAGAAGAAUUUAACAUAGAAAAGGGGAGGCUUGUUCAACAACAGCGUUUGAAGAUUAUGGAAUACUACGAGAGAAAAGAAAAACAAGUAGAAUUACUAAAAAAAAUUCAGUCGUCAAAUAUGCUGAACCAGGCACGACUGAAGGCCUUGAAGGUUCGUGAAGAUCAUGUUCGGAAUGUCCUGGAAGAAGCUAGGCGUCGAUUGGGUGAGGUGACGAGAAAUCCCAGUAAAUACGCAGAGAUUCUGAAUUUGCUAAUUCUGCAGGGUUUGCUACAGCUGUUGGAAGCAAACGUGACAGUACGUGUCCGAGAAGUUGACCAGUCAACAGUAGAGGGCCUCCUGCAAGGUGUGGCAAACCAGUACAAAGAUAUCACAGGCAAAGAUGUGAAUUUGAAGGUGAACACAGAAUCUUUCCUGGCUCCUGACGUAACAGGAGGCAUAGAACUUCAGGCACAGAAAGGGCGUAUCAAAAUUUCCAACACUUUGGAAGCCCGUCUCGAUCUCAUUGCUCAGCAACUUGUACCAGAGGUCCGAGGUGCACUGUUUGGACGAAAUCCUAACCGCAAGUUUGCCGACUAGAUGCCAGACUCCAGCAAUAGCUACAUUCCAUUUUCUCUGUUGUUUGUAGGGUGAGACUUUUUGGAGGAAGGGUAAGGGCCUUUAAGGGAAAAAACUCCCACGUCACACAUACAGUGAGACCCUGAUUUAAUAUAAGAGAUUUUCACCUUUCCAAAACUCCUGACUUAAUUCGGUGUGACUGUGACUUAUAUUAGCAGAACCUUGGGGGAGAAAACUUCCAGUUGCCCCAGAUACUCGGACCAUUACUAGAUCCAUUGUGCACCCUUGAUUGCGUUGGGGCCCUACAAAGAGCCCCUAACUUUAAUGCCAGAGCCAGAUUCAGUGUGAUUGAGGCCCUCAUGAUAUGUAUCAUCUGUAACCAUUCAGAGCUGAAGACCUCUAUUGUAUGCCCAACCAAAGCCGGACAUCAACAAAGUAUAUGUUUGGAGUAUUCCUCCUGUCCAUGUUUCCUGCAAACGGCACCUCAUGAGAAGUUCAAAGUAGCAGUUGUGGUUGAAACAGUCACUGCCAAUUAGUUUGAUGUUGCAUAAAUCAUUUGUAUAGCAACAUCUCAGUCUAACUAUGGCAACAAAUUACAUUAUCAUAAUUUCAUACUUCAGUCUUAAAGGAUGAACAGAGUCUUUUUGUAAUUUUGCAUAACUCUCAGUUAGUGUAAGAAAAUCUGUUCUCCCAGAAAUUCAUGUGUACCAUUGGGAGUUUAGCAAUACGCUAAAUCAUACAGCUUUCCUCCUCUGAGCAGUACCUUACAGACACAGACCAAUGCAGCACACAUAGUAUUAGAGAACUUGUAAAAAUGCUAUUAAUGUGUAAAACACAAACUGCAUUUUCAUUUCACUCCAUAAAUGUUAAGACAGUUAGGCAGUCCAAAAUGUUAGAAUAAUAUAAAAUUCUUAAUUCACUUGGUGACCAAAUGCAAUUAAGCCUUCUCAGGUUAUCAUCUGUGUCAGUGCAGAACAAAAUUCAGUACUUAUGUGGCCGAUCUCCCGAGAAGACUUCAUCGUAUCUGAGUACAAAUUGCAUGUUCACUUGCCUCCCCAUCUGUAGUUAAAGUAUUAUUACUUGUAUGAUAACAAGAAAAGGAUAUAUAUGAAAAAUUAAGGGGAAAUAUAUGUAUAAAUAUGGUGAAAAGCGUUGUGACUAGAUGUAUAUAUGUACAGUAGCAGUGGGAUAUA